Messenger RNA from Penicillium paradoxum, 624 nucleotides. Its product is annotated as GFA family protein. The record is from RefSeq and is a predicted model, not a curated record. The transcript has 2 exons. Gene Ontology annotation, molecular function: carbon-sulfur lyase activity. Lineage: Eukaryota; Fungi; Ascomycota; Eurotiomycetes; Eurotiales; Aspergillaceae. Bases 1 to 624 code for a protein of 207 amino acids.
AUGGCUCAAUCCGGCUUCCCUAAUGCUGACAGUCCUUUGCCCUGCCCGGCAGUCACCAACAUAAUCCCCGAAAGUUCCCCCGAACAGGUCUGGAGGCAUAACCCGCCAUACGAGAGACAAAGCGAGGGAUUCGGACCAAUCCAGUGGCGUGGGAAGUGUCUUUGUGGGAGGAUCACUUACGUCUUGAACAGAGCCAAACCGCUGAAUGCCAAGUACUGUCAUUGUCGUGGGUGCCAGGUUGCUCAUGGCGCUUCGUUUCAGUGGGCAGCCAUCUUCCACAAGCAUGAGAUGGCUUUUACCAGCGGGGCCAGCGGCUUGGUCUUCUAUUCUUCGACCCAUCACUCCCAGGAGCAUGACUUGCCCACCAAGGUGUAUUGUGCCAAUUGUCGGACACCUAUUAUGGACGAAGGACGGAAGAUGUGUUUGAUCUUUCCUCAAUUGAUUGAGCUCGAGGGAUCGAGUGACGAGCAACGACAGCAGAGGGAGAUUUUCAAACCGACAUGCCAUAUGUUCUACGAGUCCCGCAUGAUGGAUAUUCCUGAUGGUCUCCCCAAAUGGAGGGGAAUGGAAAACUCCAGUGACCUCCUGGACGACCAUGGGAAACUGAUCGAGGUUGAGAAAUGA